AUGAGUCAGUACAACAAUCACAACCAAUCUACAGGAGCUAACCCUUCGCCACCGAUGUCAACCGGUCCAACGCCGCCACCACCGAUUGGUUACCCAACGAACGAUCAGAGCCAUGGUUCGGUGGCUCCGGCUAGAGUCGAGACCAAGUCUAAGGGUGACGGAUUCUUUAAAGGCUGUCUUGCAGCCAUGUGUUGCUGUUGUGCCCUGGACAUCUGCUUCUGA
This is a messenger RNA of Microthlaspi erraticum, 222 nucleotides long. The record is from the annotation of a GenBank genome assembly. Lineage: Eukaryota; Viridiplantae; Streptophyta; Magnoliopsida; Brassicales; Brassicaceae.